UUUGUGGCAGUUUGUUGUCAUCUCCAUCCAGUAGGGAACCGUUAUAGUAUUGGCAUGUAGCCCCUUAUUCUCCAUUUUUGAUCUACUCGUCUAUUUACUUUUUCGUUUGUGGAGUAAUGCCAACUAAUGCAACUCUAGCGAGCUCACCAUGUAAAAUUAACCUUUAAAGAAAAUGGUACGACUGGGUGCGACCGCUGAAGUUAACUGUCAAAAUAUAACCACGGCAAGUUGUUGGCGGAUAGGAGGUGAGACUGGAGAGUUGAUUUCAGCACUUUUGAAGGAAGAUGUGUGUGUUCGGGUUGCAAUAUUAUCUAUCUCCUGGACCAAAUAGAGGACGUGCAGCCUCAGGAUAGAUUUAAAGUUGAAAGUGAAGCCUCGGGAGAAAGAAGAGUCUCCGCCCGGAGGAGGAUGGAGAGAUAAUGAGGAGACAUGACGUAUUGCUCCUCAUUGGCAUCUUAGUUCUUUUUUAAAGCCACGAGUUAGAUGUGUUCAAAGUAGGGAGGGGAACUGUGGCAGAGUGGGUGGGAACAAUGGGAGUAUUUGCGGAAACCAUGAAGGCAAUUUUAGCAUAAAGUCUCUGCCGAGCGCUGCCGGUUGCUCUCCCCAGUCUUCCCAGUCAGGUAUAUCCUUACCCUGUGAGGGUUACAGGCUUUCGUUAUCCAGUAUAGGUGGACCUUUUUUUGUUAAAGCGGACAUGACUUGAACAGCUUUGUUCUGCUUCAUCUCCAAAGUUUAUUGCUGGACUCUGUUCCACUUUGCUGCUGUAAGGUGGAGCAGCCCCGCUCUGCGCGGGAAGCAGUGACAGACAGACGGAUAGACUGCCCUGUGAAGUCUUCUCCUUUUCAUGGAUGCCAGGGUGGCCCUGCUGCACUUGUGGACAGCCCUUGUCCUCCAGACAGCGAAACUGAAGUGGAUUGAUGCUGCAGAGAUCUACACCAACACCUGGGCUGUGCAGAUCAAUGGAGGGCCAGAGGAGGCGGACCGCAUCGCCAGGGGACACGGAUUCAUCAACCACGGCAACGUUUUUGGAGAUUAUUAUCACUUCAGGCAUCAUGCCGUGGAGAAGAGAGCUGUGUCUGGCCACUCGGGGAUGCACAUCAGACUGCAGAAAGAACCACAGGUCCUUUGGGCGGAACAGCAAGUGGUGAAAAAAAGGAAGAAGAGGGAUAUCUAUGAAGACCCGACAGACCCCGACUUUCCCAAGCAGUGGUACCUGACCACCCCUUCACAUCAAGACCUGAAUACCAAAAUAGCCUGGGCCCAAGGCUACACAGGAAAAGGUGUAGUGGUGACGAUCCUGGACGAUGGAAUUGAAAAAGACCACCCAGACCUCAUCAGCAAUUAUGACCCUGAGGCCAGCUACGAUGUUAAUGAUGGAGAUGCUGACCCCCAACCAAGAUACACGCAGCGAAAUGAGAACAGACAUGGAACUCGAUGUGCGGGAGAAGUCGCAGCAGCAGCCAACAACGGUGUGUGCGGUGUAGGUGUGGCCUAUAAUGCUAAAAUUGGAGGAGUUCGCAUGUUGGAUGGGGAGGUGACAGACGUGGUGGAGGCCCACUCUCUGAGCCUCAACCCGCAGCACAUCCACAUUUAUAGCGCCAGCUGGGGCCCAGAGGACGAUGGCAAGUCCCUGGAUGGCCCCGCCAAGCUGGCUAAAGAGGCUUUCCUACAGGGAAUCACCAAGGGACGUGGCGGGCAAGGCUCAAUCUUUGUGUGGGCCUCGGGAAAUGGAGGCCGGGAACAGGACAGCUGUAACUGUGAUGGCUACACCAAUAGCAUUUACACCCUCUCCAUCAGCAGCACCACGCAGUCCGGCAACGUGCCGUGGUACAGCGAGCCCUGCUCUUCUACACUCGCUACUACGUACAGCUCUGGAAACCCGGGGGAGAAACAGAUAGUGACCACAGACCUGAGGCAGAAAUGCACAGACUCUCACACAGGGACGUCAGCCUCUGCCCCGCUGGCUGCUGGGAUCAUCGCUCUGGCUCUGGAGGCCAAUACGAACCUGACCUGGAGGGACAUGCAGCACCUGGUGGUGAGGACGUCCCGGCCCGGACACCUCAGCGCCGGAGACUGGAAGACCAACGGAGUGGGGCGCAGAGUGAGUCAUUCGUACGGAUACGGUCUUCUGGACGCAGGCGCCAUGGUGGCCUUGGCACAGAACUGGACCACAGUGGGACCGCAGCAUCAGUGUGUUCUCAACAUGCUCACAGAACCAAGGGACAUCGGGAACAAGCUGGUGUUCAGCAAGAGCUUGGAUGCCUGCUGGGGACGACCGGAGUAUGUUAACUCUGUGGAACACGUUCAGGCUCGCCUCACCCUCUCCCACAACCAGAGAGGAAAAUUGGCCAUUCAUCUCAUCAGCCCACUGGGCACACGAUCCACCUUGCUGUUCCCCAGGCCCAAUGACUUCUCCUCAGAGGGAUUCAACGACUGGGCCUUCAUGACCACCCACUCAUGGGGUGAGGACCCUCAGGGGGAAUGGACACUGGAAAUAGAAAAUGUGGCAGCUAAUGGACGUGACUAUGCUGUGUUAAGUCAGUUCACCCUCAUCCUGUGGGGUACUGGACCCAGCAGCCUCAACCCCUCGUCAUUAGACUUCCCUCGGCCGUCCAACAACAGCUGCAAGACGUUUGAUGCCCAGCAGAUCUGCAUCGAGUGCAGCCCCGGCUUCUCCCUCUUCCUGCAGGGUUGUGUGAAGUUGUGUCCACCGGGCUUCUCCUCUGGGCCGCAGCUCCUCAACCUUUCACUGGAGAACUGGGUGGACUUGUCCUCAGUCCAGGCCUGUCUGCCCUGCAACUCCGCCUGCCUCACCUGCUCGGGCAGCGGCCCCACAGACUGCCUGUCCUGCCCGCCCCACAGCCACCUGGUGCUCACCUCCUGCCUGCACCAGAACCAGGUGCAGCGCAAGUCCCCUCUAGCUGGGGGACUCCAGGGUGACGAAGCCCCGCCAGAGCAGGAGAGUCCAGCAGCAGCAGACGACAGCGGAGAGAGGGAGGAGCCUCCGGGGCUCAUCGUAGCUGCGUCCAAUCAGCUGCCUGUCGUGGUGGCCGUGCUCAGCUGUGCCUUCAUCCUGGCUGCUUUUGCCGGGGUCUUCCUCUUGCUGCAGAUGCGCUCAGGUGGCUUUUCUCUGGGCUGGAGGACCAAACUGCCCUCUGUGUAUUCAGAGACGAGGGGGGUGAGGGUGGGCUUCGGUUUUGGCUUUGGCCAAGGACGGGAGCGGAAGGCACGGAUAUGCUACAAGGGGAUCCCCACUGUGUGGGGGGACGAGGACACCAUCACCUACCAGUCUGAAUCAGACAGCGAGGAGGUGGACGGUCACAGCGAGAGGACAGCUUUCAUUAGGACGCAGAGCCUGAUCUAGAAUCAGCUUUUAGAUCUGACUGUGUGGAGCUGAGACAGGAAGGAGAGUCACACUAUCGCAGGCCUUACUGUCCAACAGCAGCAGGCUAAAUGCAUUACAGAGUCAUUUGUUUGUUCAUGUAUUUAUUAAUUUAUCUUAUUUGAUUCAUACUUUGAUGUCAGAUUUAUUCAUUCUGCAUCUACAUCAUAAAUUUGAGGUGUUAUGCAACCGUGUUAGUUAUUUAUUUCUUUGAUGACCUGCUUGAUCAGAUUUUGACCAAUUUGUCAAAGGGUUUUUUCAGAAAUAGUUUGAGGGCUUAAAGGAAAAGAAAUUGAGGAAAGAUGUCAAAAUCAAAGCAGUAGUGGGGCGGAGAUAUCCUGGCUUAUAUUUCCAAGUAAACAUCUUAAACCCUGAAUCCCAUAAUCCAAUCCCAAUUCAAUAGCACCUUUUGUAAACUCCCUCUGCCCGGUUAAUGCCCAUGUUUUUCAAACUCCCUGUUUCUGAAAUAGCACUGUUGUCUCCGAUGAUGACUUUAUCAGGCUUAUUUAUUCCGAGUUGUGAAAGCUCCUCCAGAACUACAGAGGAACAUUAUACAGCCCUGACAGGCUGAGAAGUACGGUCUGACGAGUGAAGUGAACUCCAUGUUUAAAAUGUCUGGAGUGCUUCUCUGAGCCAGUAGAGUGAGUUUCUUCCUGAGAUAUGCAUUGUUUCAUCCCCAACACAAACACCUGGCCCUCAGCACAGGCACACUAAUGAUAAAUUGGAGAUAUAUUUUAUCAGAUUCCAGGCAGAAUGUGGCAGCGACUGGGCCAGCGGUCGGGAAGUUGACAGCAUUAUUCAUUAAUAGUAAGAAAACUUUAAAUUGAAGAUUUCUACAGCGUACUGGGAUGGCAUAAUAAAACAUCCCGGCGGCUGUUCGAUAAGCAGGAAACUGUGGAAGAUGCUCUGUUUUCAAUCAAGUCACAGAGGGAAUUGCCACAGCAGCACAGACGUAUCAGAUAUAAGUCAUAAAAUCUCAUUGAGUUGUUGAGGAGUAGCACUGUUUUUGGAUGAAAUGAAAAAACACUUAGCUCUAAGCUGCUCGGCUGACCUGUACUACUAUCUUCCUCCUGGUAGCUGCCAGUAAGAAAUGAGAUCAUUUUUCUCUUCAUUUUCCCCAAAGAGCAUAUAUUGAUUUGGGGCUCCUCUCCCAGAACAUCAGGGAAAACUCCUUUCUUUUCUAUUAUGAGCACCAUACGUUGAAACACAAACACGUGCUUUAUGUCCUAAUCUAGAACUAGCUAGAAAGCCUUCGGAUCUAAAGGUUGAAACGGUAGUAAUGAGGUCGUGUACAGCCUUUUCUAUGUUUGUUUUAUAUCCUUUUUUAUUUAACUGACAAUGGAUGUUAAUAUUGUGGCGAUCUGUUUCAAGCUGGAAUAAAACGACUUUUGCUGUUGCAUAGAUAAACUGUGUGCCAGACUUUUUUAAACUCUUAGUGUUUUAUGCAUCUCAUACUCAGCCCUUGACACACAAAGCAAGAUAGCAGAUGGUUCAUCACUUCUUCAUGGCGGUAUAUCUUGUAG
Molecule: messenger RNA, 4905 nt
Organism: Eleginops maclovinus (Patagonian blennie)
Lineage: Eukaryota; Metazoa; Chordata; Actinopteri; Perciformes; Eleginopidae
Gene: furinb
Product: furin (paired basic amino acid cleaving enzyme) b
Exons: 16
Coding region: 845-3364 (839 amino acids)
Biological process (GO): peptide hormone processing
Cellular component (GO): trans-Golgi network; Golgi membrane
Molecular function (GO): serine-type endopeptidase activity
Source: RefSeq, a predicted model, not a curated record